AUGGCAUGUACAAUACUGUACAUAACAUUUGGCCUUGCUCUAACAACAAAUGCCAUCGAAAUUGCUGCCGAUACGUUGAAGAAAUUACACUAUUAUGGAAGAAAAAUCGAAAAUGUAGCAAGUGUUAGCAUUUGGUUUGGUUCAAAAAAGCUUACGGUACGUCAGCUGAUACGCAAUUUGGGUGAUCAUUUCAAUCUGCCGGUUACCACUGUAUUGAGUUUGAACAUCGACGAUUUUAUUGAUAAAGCAAUUAAAGUUGAAGCUGGUGAAAUCCCAUCUUUACGAGUAAGAAACUGUUGUACAGUGUUCUAUCCAGAACCGCUUACCGAUAAGUCAUUUGUCCUGGAUACAGCAGUCGAAUACGCAGAUGAUUAUACAGAAGAAGGCAAAGAUACUUUGGUUUUAGAGCCCUGGGUAAGCGAUCCAACGCCUCCAGACACACCGGAACCAGAAUGCUUAUCAAAUUCUAAAUUUGAAAAUGAUUUCAGUAGAAAUUUCAACAGUUCGACUACAGAAAUUAAUGAAAAACAAGAAGAUACGAGAUCUGAAUUAGAAUUUGUUGAAAGUGAAGUUUUUGUGGAUAUAGUUGAAGAGAAUAAAGCAGAGACUACUGGUGCGAACAAACGAGAAACAAACUGCAAAUUUGCGAUUAACAACAAAGUAGCGAUUACGAAAAGUGUUCACAACAUUUCAAGGGUGAUUUCGAAACCAGGUAUAAAACACGAAGACGAAGAACCACAGGAAAAUGAUGAACCACAAGACGAAGAACCACACGAAGACGAAGAACCAGUGGAUCCACUGCAAGAACAGACACCGCCUCAACUGUUUGAACUUCAUCUUGUGCCAGUUUCUGAAGAAUUAAAGAUUGAUGAAAUCGCUCUGAAUACUUCAGAAUCACAAUGCAGAAACGGUGAUUUACAAGAAAUAAAAAAGCAUGACAUCAGUAGCAUGGCUUGA
Enterobius vermicularis (human pinworm) is the source of this 957-nucleotide messenger RNA. Lineage: Eukaryota; Metazoa; Nematoda; Chromadorea; Rhabditida; Oxyuridae. The record is from the annotation of a GenBank genome assembly.